Molecule: messenger RNA, 1069 nt
Organism: Phascolarctos cinereus (koala)
Lineage: Eukaryota; Metazoa; Chordata; Mammalia; Diprotodontia; Phascolarctidae
Gene: ATP23
Product: ATP23 metallopeptidase and ATP synthase assembly factor homolog
Biological process (GO): mitochondrial proton-transporting ATP synthase complex assembly; mitochondrial protein processing
Molecular function (GO): metalloendopeptidase activity
Source: RefSeq, a predicted model, not a curated record
CUCGGUCAGGUGCUCGGCAGCGCCGAGCCGUUGCUGCCGCCUGAGCCGCUGCCGCCGAGCCGGGCGUGCGGAUGGAGGGCGCGGGCGCGGAGCCGCAGCGGGAGCGGGAGCGGCAGCAGCAGUUCACCUACCAGGUCUUUCCCGAGCGCUUCCCGGAUGGCAAGCCCAAGCGGAGCUUCCUCGCCACCAGCUUUUUCACCCACAACCAGAAAUGCCAACUGAUGCUCCUCAAGGCGGUGGAUCGAAGUCCAUAUGUCAGACUUCUGUUGGAUGCUAUGAGGCGUUCUGGUUGCACUGUUUACAGAGAGAGACACUUUUCUUGUGAAGAUUGUAAUGGCAAUGUCAGCGGAGGUUUUGAUGCUGCCACGUCCCAGGUAGUGUUGUGUCAGAAUAAUAUCCAUAAUCAAGCUCACAUGAACCGAGUGGUCACUCAUGAACUAAUCCAUGCAUUUGAUCAUUGUCGUGCUCACGUCGACUGGUUUACUAAUGUCAAACACUUAGCCUGUUCGGAGGUUCGAGCGGCUAAUCUCAGUGGAGACUGCUCACUUUCCAAUGAAAUUAUCCGAUUUAAUUUUGGAUUAAAACAGCACCAUCAGGCUUGUGUCCGAGACAGAGCCCUUCGCUCCAUUCUGGCUGUUAGAAAAGUUAGCAAAGAAGAUGCCCAGAAGGCUGUCGAUGAGGUUUUUGAAUCCUGCUUUAAUGACCAUGAGCCUUUUGGCAGGAUACCACACAGCAAAAGUGAUGCAAAGCAUGCCCAUCGAGACUUUCAGAACCGGGAUCGCUAUUACUCAAAUGUAUGAAGACCAUGGGGGGCAUCUUGUGUUCAGUAAUUAACAGUGUUCGUGGAGAAAAUAUGGUUCAUGGACUGAAAGUAUGGAUCCACAUGCCACAGAGGUAAAUCCCAUUUGUUGGUCAGAGAAAUGAACAGCAAGGCAGAAAUGAAACUGCCUUGGACUUUUGGAUGUUUUUAAGCCUCAAGGCAGGGACUUUUCUUUUUGUCUUUUCAGAGGUUAGUAUUUGUGAUAUUGCCUUCUUAUGGCAAAUAAAUGAGAUUUGAGUAUUUUCUGCA